AGCGCCAACAGCCGGAGCGGCGGCAGCACCACCUCGGCGGCGCUGGGCCGGGCUCCCCCCUCACCCUGCGCGUCUCUCUCGCCGCCUUUUCCUGUCUGCAUCCUCCCCGGUCCUCCGCCCCCCCCCCCCCUCGCCAUUUUCACCCGGCAGGAGCUCGGCGGGACUUCCCUGAAACUUCGCGGGGGAACUCGCCUGGCGCCUCCGGGGCGGCCGCAAACUUUUCACCGCGGCGCCCGUCUCCCCCCCCUCCGUCCCUGACCCCUCGGCUCCGGGGCGGCGGCUCCGGCGGGAAGUUUUCGAUGAGCGCCCCUCCGCUGAUCCGGCCGCCCAGCCCGCUGAUGCCGCCGCCGGGGGCUGCUGCCGGCGGCGGCGUCGCCUUCCACCUCCAGAUAGGGCUGAGCCGGGAGCCGGUGCUGUUGCUGCAGGACUCCUCGGGGGACUUCAGCCUCGCCCACGUCCGGGAAAUGGCUUGCUCCAUCGUCGACCAGAAGUUUCCCGAAUGUGGUUUCUACGGAAUGUAUGACAAAAUUCUGCUCUUCCGCCAUGACCCUACCUCUGAAAACAUUCUCCAGUUGGUGAAAACAGCUGCAGAUAUCCAAGAAGGAGACCUAGUUGAAGUUGUCUUGUCAGCUUCUGCUACAUUUGAAGACUUUCAAAUCCGGCCCCAUGCUCUUUUUGUUCAUUCGUAUCGAGCGCCAGCCUUUUGUGACCAUUGUGGAGAAAUGCUGUGGGGGCUGGUGCGUCAGGGACUCAAAUGUGAAGGAUGUGGUCUAAAUUACCAUAAGAGAUGUGCGUUUAAAAUCCCUAACAACUGCAGUGGCGUACGGAAAAGGCGCCUGUCAAACGUGUCCCUAACAGGUCUCAGCACUGUUCGGACAGUUUCUGCAGAACCCUCGCCCAGCAUGCCGGAUGAAGCCCUUCUGUCUCCUGUCAGCCCUGGCUAUGAGCAAAAGACACCAUCAGAAUCAUUCACUGGGCGAGAGAAGAGAUCAAAUUCACAGUCAUACAUUGGGCGACCUAUUCAGCUAGACAAGAUCUUACUGUCCAAGGUUAAAGUGCCUCACACUUUUGUCAUCCACUCUUACACACGGCCAACAGUUUGCCAGUACUGUAAGAAGCUUCUCAAAGGGCUCUUUAGACAGGGUUUGCAGUGCAAAGACUGUAGGUUCAACUGUCACAAACGCUGUGCUCCUAAAGUGCCAAAUAACUGCCUGGGGGAAGUUGCCAUUAAUGGAGAUCUUCUUAGUCCUGGGGCUGAGUCAGAUGUGGUCAUGGAAGAAGGGAGUGACGACAAUGACAGUGAAAGAAACAGCGGUUUUAUAGAUGACAUGGAAGAAUCUAUAGCUCAUGAUUCUGAGAUGUCAAUGACAGGAUGCCAUAGUGACAAUGGAGAAAUGCAAGAUGCUGAUCCGGAUCAGGAUGAGUCUAACAGGAUGAUCAGCCCUUCAACCAGCAACAAUAUUCCAUUAAUGAGAGUGGUACAAUCUGUGAAGCACACAAAAAGGAGAAGUAGCACAGUAAUGAAGGAGGGUUGGAUGGUUCACUAUACAAGCAAGGACACACUGAGGAAACGACAUUACUGGAGACUGGACAGCAAAUGCAUUACACUUUUUCAAAAUGAUACUGGAAGCAAAUAUUACAAAGAAAUCCCAUUGUCUGAAAUUUUGUCUCUGGAACCUGCAAAAAUUUUCACUUUGCUGCCCCAAGGAGCCAAUCCUCAUUGUUUUGAAAUAAGCACAGCAAAUAUAGUCUAUUAUGUUGGAGAAAACAUAGAAAACCUCUCAAGUGUUCCACUGAAUAACAGUGUUAUCACCAGUGGUAUUGGCAUUGAUGUGGCACGAAUGUGGGAGAUGGCCAUACAGCAUGCCCUGAUGCCCGUCAUCCCUAAAGGGGCAUCAACUGGGUCAGGACCCAGCCUGCACAGGGAUAUAUCCAUCAGUAUUUCUGUGUCAAACUGCCAAGUUCAAGAAAAUGUGGAUAUUAGCACUGUAUACCAGAUCUUCCCAGAUGAGGUGUUGGGAUCAGGACAGUUUGGAAUUGUUUAUGGAGGAAAACAUCGCAAAACAGGAAGAGAUGUUGCCAUUAAAAUAAUUGACAAACUAAGGUUUCCAACUAAACAGGAAAGUCAACUUCGUAAUGAAGUUGCAAUUUUACAGAAUCUUCAUCAUCCUGGGGUUGUGAAUCUGGAGUGUAUGUUUGAGACGCCGGAAAGAGUGUUUGUUGUUAUGGAAAAACUCCAUGGAGACAUGCUGGAGAUGAUCUUAUCAAGUGAAAAGGGCAGAUUGCCAGAGAGAAUAACAAAGUUUUUAAUUACUCAGAUCCUUGUUGCUUUAAGACAUCUUCAUUUCAAAAAUAUUGUUCAUUGUGACCUCAAACCAGAAAAUGUGUUAUUGGCAUCAGCUGAUCCUUUCCCACAGGUAAAACUUUGUGAUUUUGGCUUUGCCCGAAUCAUUGGAGAGAAAUCAUUUAGGCGUUCAGUUGUAGGAACACCAGCCUACCUUGCUCCAGAAGUGCUAAGGAACAAAGGCUAUAACAGAUCUCUGGAUAUGUGGUCUGUGGGUGUCAUCAUUUAUGUAAGCCUCAGUGGUACCUUUCCAUUCAAUGAAGAUGAAGACAUACAUGACCAAAUCCAGAAUGCCGCUUUCAUGUAUCCACCUAAUCCAUGGAAAGAAAUUUCUCAUGAAGUUGGCUGAUUGAAAUCAAUUCCCAGGACAAUCAACUCUUUCAUCAAGCUCUUGACCUGUUUGCCAAACUGAGAUUCAUAGUAAAUGAUGAAAAAUUAUCUGUGAGGAUCAUAUACACCUGAAUACCUCUGAAGAUAAUAAACAAAUGGGAACCCUAUUAAAUUCACAUUCAGCACUGGCCUAUUUAUCAAAAGACAGACUGAAGUCUUAUUGUAAUUCUGCUGAAUUUAAGGGUAAGGUGACAGUGUUGCAGAAGAUGCUGAUAUCUGCCAAUGCCCAGAUUUACCACAGUGGGUAAGGACUAUGUUCUCCUCCUCCAAGCAUCAGAUAAAAACAAUGUCCACUACUUUUUCCCAAGUUAUAUCAGAAGUCACUGUAUAACUCAACCGUGCCAUAUGACUUGAUUUUCCUGUCUCUUCCUCAUGGCUUGGAACUUGAGAACUUCUCUUACCAAUAAAGAGGAAAAAGAUUAACCCCACUAUUUUGGAAAACAAAUGAGUUUUCAGAAUGCUACCAUCUAUCAGUAGUGGUCCUAUUGGCUAUCCACUGGCUGUCUGAUCCCACAUCCACUUCACAGACAUUUUGAGAGGGAACAAAAUAAACAUGAGUUAGAAAGUUUAGCAUGAACUGUACUUUACACUAAAAGAGACAGUAGCUAAACACCUGUUUUUCCAGAACAGGAAAAAUAAAAUUAGGACCAUCUGCUCCAGGAAAAGCAUGGCUCAGAACCUCUGGCAAUGUCUUCUUUGUCAGAAGCCCUGAGAUUUGUUUUAUCUCGUUCCCACAAUUGCUUUGAUUUCCAAGAUAAUAUUCAGCACCAGGAAGUCAGGGCUACUUUAGUGAUAGUCAGCUAUUGCUAAGAAUAGGUUUGUCUGUCAGACUUACUGCAUACAUCCAGAUAAGCCACCAUAUACAUUCCCAUUUUUGUGGGCAUUGUGCUCAUUGUGCUCUGCCUCAUGGCAGAAACACACAGGAAGCUCUAGUUGGCAAAUGAGCCUGGGGAGAGGAAGCCUCUUUUGAAAAAGAAAAGGUUUUCCAUAUUGCUGCACAAAUACAACCUCAGAGAUGUAGCAAUUUAAAGAAUUCUGUCCCAUUGCCUGCUCUUAAAACAGACAAGAUGAUUAUUCAGCUCCUUCAAUACCCAGCUGGCAACAAUGUCCAUCUCACAUUUCAGACCCAGUUCCCCUCAGUGAUGCCAUGUUUCUGUGUUACUUUCAAGAUCAUCUUUCCCUGUCACCAUGAUAUAAACAAAA
Harpia harpyja (harpy eagle) is the source of this 3937-nucleotide messenger RNA. RefSeq names its product protein kinase D1 (gene PRKD1). Gene Ontology annotation, molecular function: ATP binding; protein serine/threonine kinase activity. NCBI's taxonomy places the organism in Eukaryota, Metazoa, Chordata, Aves, Accipitriformes, Accipitridae. The transcript has 18 exons. Gene Ontology annotation, biological process: protein phosphorylation. The coding region runs from base 300 to 2693 and encodes 797 amino acids. The record is from RefSeq and is a predicted model, not a curated record.